AUGUUUAUCUCACUUUUAGGGAUUUUUAUUUACAGGAUGCAAACAAUCAAAUGUGUCGUAGUUGGUGAUGGUGCAGUAGGUAAAACAUGUCUUCUUAUAUCGUAUACGACCAAUAAAUUUCCUUCCGAAUACGUUCCAACAGUGUUCGACAACUAUGCGGUGACCGUUAUGAUUGGUGGCGAACCGUACACGUUGGGUCUUUUUGACACUGCUGGUCAAGAAGACUACGACCGCUUACGACCACUCUCCUACCCACAGACUGACGUUUUCCUUGUCUGUUUUUCAGUCGUAGCUCCAGCUUCAUUCGAGAACGUCCGUGAGAAGUGGGUGCCAGAAAUUGCACAUCACUGCUCAAAAACUCCUUUCUUACUUGUUGGCACACAGGUGGAUUUACGUGACGAUCCGUCGAUGCUGGAAAAAUUAGCUAAGAACAAGCAGAAACCUAUUUCGUCGGAUACAGGAGAGAAGUUGGCAAAGGAACUUAAGGCAGUGAAAUAUGUAGAGUGUUCAGCUCUUACACAGAAAGGAUUGAAGAAUGUAUUCGAUGAGGCCAUAAUGGCUGCCUUAGAACCUCCACCAAUGGAGAAAAAGAAGAAAUGUUCAUUGCUGUGA
Messenger RNA from Angiostrongylus costaricensis, 612 nucleotides. Lineage: Eukaryota; Metazoa; Nematoda; Chromadorea; Rhabditida; Metastrongylidae. The record is from the annotation of a GenBank genome assembly.